AUGUCAGCCGAAGCAACGUUUCACUCUCGAAGACGUCGGCGUACUUAUUCGGGAGAAGAAUCACCACUUUCAGGAUGGAAGCUUGGAGUUGUUAUCGGAGUAAUAAUUAUGUGUUUUGCAAUGCUUUAUCCAAGUAUGCUUCAUCCAUUGAUAUCUUCAUUUUUUCGGACUCCACCGGCACGGAAAACAGUCACAAAUCGACCACCGAUCCAUCCUGCAAUGAGUUCACAACGAUCUCGUCCUGACUUACAUCCAGGCAUGUUUUAUAGCAUGCGAAUGACCGCAAAUCAACCAGAUAUAACUACGCCAUCUUCCUCAUCCAAAGGAAUGUUUACAUGGAUGCUUCCAAUUUAUACAGUUGGCGUCGUUGCAUUCCUUAUUUACACCUUAGUUAAGUCGAAAAAGAAACGACGAGCUAGGCGGCAUGAUUACUCGUCGACGGAAAGUGAAUCAGAGGAGGAUUAUAGUCGAAAUGAUGAACGUACUAGCGGCAUUGGUAAACGGAAACUGAAGGGGCUUCAAGAACGUUUGAGGCAAACUGAAAUGGCCAUGGAAAAGAUCUUGGAACAACUGAACACAAUUUCUGCUGAGGCAGCCAGUGCAACGAAACAAAAUUUAACAAAGAAAACAGAAAAUGAAGAAUCACUGAAGCACUGUCAUGACCAGCAGGGUGGAAAAACAGAGCAAUAUUUGCGCGAUCUUGAAGAGGCAUUGCUCGAUUUCAAGGAGCUGUCCAAAAAAUACAAAGAAAGAGAGGAUGAUGAGUGCAGUACCAGUGAUGCUCAACCAUACAUUGAUGAAGAUAUACACGGCAGUGAAACCUCCAUUAAUACAAGUGAGCAGUGCAAGUGCAAUAAUCUGGAAGAAUCUAAUUCUUCCGAUGAACAUCUGAGAAAGCAGAAAAGCUAA
Acanthocheilonema viteae is the source of this 909-nucleotide messenger RNA. The record is from the annotation of a GenBank genome assembly. NCBI's taxonomy places the organism in Eukaryota, Metazoa, Nematoda, Chromadorea, Rhabditida, Onchocercidae.